Messenger RNA from Fusarium sp. VM40, 822 nucleotides. Lineage: Eukaryota; Fungi; Ascomycota; Sordariomycetes; Hypocreales; Nectriaceae. The record is from the annotation of a GenBank genome assembly.
AUGAGGCGGAUUGACCACGAAAAGACACAAGCCCAGCGGGAUUUGGCGCAUCGGGCCCUGGAAUGGCUUACGCGUGCCAAGCGUGCCCUCACUCUUUGCGAGUUACGGCAUGCGUUUGCAGUGGAACUCGACAGUGCAGGGAACUAUCUCGACGAAGAAAACCUCCCAGAAGAAGAUGAACUCGUGUCUGCUUGUGCAGGGUUAGUCAUCGUGGACAAAGCGAGUGGUAUCAUACGACUCGUCCAUUAUACUGCGCAAGAUUUCUUCAACAAGACCCAAGAACAACUGUUUCCGGGAGAUGAGAGAGGCAUCACAAGCAUAUGCCUGAAGUACCUCUCAUUUGAAGGGUUGAGUGGGUUUUGCAAUUCAGAUGAUGAAUAUGAGAGCCGCUUGAGGAGGAACCCUUUCCACAGUUACGCAGCGCAGAACUGGGGCCAUCAUGCUCUCAAUUCUGAUACGUCACAAAUACUUGACAGAAUCCUUCAGCUUCUUGGAGACUCGACUAAAGUCGAAGCCAUGAGCCAGACGAUAUUCUCUGGAAGUCAAGAAAUCGUCUUCGAGACGCGUUACCCGGGGUACAGCCAGCUUUUUCCACGGCAGGUGCAUAGUCUGCACUUAGCCGCCUACUUCGGCCUGAAGGAGCCAGUCCAGUACUUGAUCGUUACCACGAUCAAGACUGUAAUUGACAAGAAUGACCAUUACGGCUUUACACCGCUUCUUCUAGCUGCCCGUAACGGUCAUAAAACGACAGUCGAAUUCCUCCUCGAGAAAGGAGCAAGCCCUCAGGCAACCGAUCGCCAUGGCCGAACGCCGCUAUCCUGA